CCGGUCAUGUGACCUAGACACAAAACAGGAGCUGUCAAUACAGGGGAGAAGCAGAAGGGAAGAUUACUCUGGGCUGAAACGCUGAGAAGAUGGAGCAGGCCUUCAUGCAGCUGCAGGAGCAGUGCUUCAUACUCCGGGCGCUCUGCGUCAGACAAGCAGAGAUGCUGGACAGACUGACAGCCAGGCAGAGCUUCCCAAACGACUCUGGCAUGCCAGUCUCAAUGCCCGUUCAAUGCACCGAAGGAGACCGGAACCGCUCCGAAGUGCCCUUCAGGAAUCGGGAGCUGCCGGGCCAGGUGGAGAAGCCCCUCAACCACACUGGAGACCACCGCCGGGGCAACAGCACAGUCAAAUACCCAGCCGGCACAGACGAUUACGACUUCCUAGCCAGCGGGCUGGAAGGGAUGCAGAUCCACUGCCUCGCCAGGAAAACUGGAAACAAGAAAGACUUUCAGGCUCCUCCUCCUCCUCAUCGUCUGUUAGGUGGUGCUGAUUCUGACCUGAAAACACCGCCCCCUGCUGGCGCCAGUGGGGUACUGCAGGCUGGUCGGCAGGCAGGGGUGAACCAUGUGUUGGCUCCUGGAGGACUUUAUAGACCAGAGAAGGCAGCUUGUGGUUCAGAAACGGUCUGUAAAAAAGACUGGAUGGAGCCAGAAGUGGAGCCAAGAGGCCAUUUCAAGAUGCCGUGGACGCCGGGGUGCCAGCUGGACAGCGAGGUGCUGCAGCUUGGGGGGAUCCUCCUCUCCGACGUCACCCUGAACUCUCAGGUCUGCGAGUUCUGCCAAGCCGUGUUCCCCAGCGAGACCACCACGAGGGGGGAGUACCUGCGGCACAUCACCGCACACAUCACGUAGAGACCCCCCCCGCCGCGCACCUCGCACAG
Polyodon spathula (Mississippi paddlefish) is the source of this 883-nucleotide messenger RNA. RefSeq lists its product as uncharacterized. Bases 90 to 854 code for a protein of 254 amino acids. The record is from RefSeq and is a predicted model, not a curated record. Gene Ontology annotation, biological process: canonical NF-kappaB signal transduction. The transcript is spliced from 4 exons. Lineage: Eukaryota; Metazoa; Chordata; Actinopteri; Acipenseriformes; Polyodontidae.